CAAAGCCAACGCCCAACGCGUCUUCCCACCCUCAACUUUCCGACCUGAUCUCCUCCAUCUCUCGCCCCUCGACAUGCGCGAUAAUGCUCGUCGUCCACCGAACAGCGCUCCGCCGGCGUCUACUCACCCAGCAUGGAUGCCGAGUCCCGAAGCCAAGGAGGCAUUUCGCUUCCCGCGCGUCUCUGUGGCAGGCCUCGAAAGAUCCACGUCUCGAUGACAUCGGCCACAUUCUCGAGGACAAUUUCCUGGUGAUGCGCGACAAGUACGAAGUACCCAAGCAUGCCAUCAUCCUCGCGCACGGUCUGCUGGGCUUCGACAAAUUGCAUCUAGCCGGUCAGAGCAUUGCGUACUGGUAUGGUAUUACGGAGGCUCUGGCGGCGAAGGGGGUAGAGGUCAUUACCGCCGAGGUUCCGCCUUCUGGACGAAUUGAAGUGAGGGCGGAGAAGUUGGCGCGGGUCAUUGAGGAGAAGGCUGGGGGAAAGGCGGUGAAUAUUAUUGCGCAUAGCAUGGUUGGAUUGGACGCCCGGCACAUGCUCUCCCGCAUCCACCCACCAAACGUCAAGGUCCUCUCCCUAACGACGGUCGCAACACCACACCGAGGCUCCGCAUUCGCAGACUACAUCUUCAACCUAAUAGGCACAUCAAACGUGCCCAAGCUCUACCGCGCCCUCGAAUUCUUCGGUCUCGAAACGGGCGCCUUCCGACAACUCACCGAAAACUACAUGCUCGAGCACUUCAACCCGCGCACUCCAGACGUGGACAGCGUCCGCUACUUCAGCUUCGGGGCGACUUUCCAACCACAGCUGACUUCGGUGUUUCGACGUUCGCAUAGAAUUGUACAGCAAGCUGAGGGUCCGAAUGAUGGCCUUGUCAGUGUUUCCAGCAGCCAGUGGGGUACCUACAAAGGCACAUUGCAGAAUGUGAGCCAUUUGGAUCUCAUCAACUGGACGAAUAAGCUGAGGUGGUAUCUCUUUUCGAUGACCGGGCAGAAGCGAAAGUUCAAUGCAAUUGCGUUCUAUCUUUCAAUAGCGGACAUGCUUGCCAAAGAAGGAUUAUGAGGAAUAUGGCAACACGAUGGGCACAAGUCAAAGCUUCGAGAAGAAAUUAGGUGUUUGGGAUCAUGGUCCAAGAUCUCGACGGGAGAUAUGGCACAUCUCACUAGCUAGCAUCACCGCCGGUGCUCCAACCUGUAGUCGAGAGCUCUGAGGAUAGAUGUAAAAUCGCCGAGAUCGUCCCCAAUCGGUCACAUGCCAGCCUUACGGCGAGGGACGCGAAGCUUCAAGCUAGUGAAAGUUUAAAUACAAUUCCCAGCAUUUCAUCUUCAAAAUUUCCAAAC
Neohortaea acidophila is the source of this 1336-nucleotide messenger RNA. Its product is annotated as putative triacylglycerol lipase. The transcript has 5 exons. Lineage: Eukaryota; Fungi; Ascomycota; Dothideomycetes; Mycosphaerellales; Teratosphaeriaceae. Bases 84 to 1058 code for a protein of 324 amino acids. Gene Ontology annotation, molecular function: triacylglycerol lipase activity. The record is from RefSeq and is a predicted model, not a curated record.